AGGGGCCUGGGCGCGCAUGCGCAGCGUGACUCGCCCCGGCCCGGCGGAGACCAAGAUGGCGCCCUAGUCCCGCCGUGCCAGCGCCAGCGCGGGGAGCGAGGCGCCCGCCGCCAUCAUGUCCCGGCACCGCAACGUCCGAGGAUACAACUACGACGAAGAUUUUGAAGAUGAUGAUGUGUAUGGCCAAUCAGUAGAAGAUGACUAUUGCAUUUCUCCUUCAACAGCCGCUCAGUUUAUCUACUCAAGACGAGACAAACCAGCAACAUGUGCUGAGCCGUUAGAAGAAGAAUAUGGCUACGAAGGUACAGAAGAUGCUGCUGGUUAUUUUGCAUCCAAUCAUCAGUUGGGUGAUGUUGAUAGAGCCCGUCUUAAUUCAUGCCUUGAUCAAAUGAGAGAAGUUUUGGCAGAGUCUGUACCAGAACAAACAAUGGUGCAAGCAGUACUGGAUAGUAAAUUUGAUGUACAGAAGGCUUUGGAUCUCGUGCUUUCCCAAGGCAGUAAGCAAAAUGUGAAGACCCACAAUGAGGAUGCUAUGAUUGUAGGAAAGACGACAAAAGGAAAAUCAAGGGAUUCCCAGUCAGCCAGAAUGGAAUCUGAAAUUGUGCCAAAAGUUACCAAAAUGACAGUGUCUGGAAAGAAACAGUCUAUGGGAUUUGAAGUUCCAUGCAUGAUUGCUGAAGAAAAUGGCCAUGCUAACACACCUCAAAAAGGACUGCUAAAUGAAGAUGCUAGCAUAACUUCUGGGGUAAUUGAGGCAGUCUCAAAAUCUGCUCUUUCACCCCAAGUAGCGCAGGUUUCAGAAGAGCAGAAUGCCGUGCCUACUCCAGUAAAAAAGACGAGCAAGACAAAACCACAAAUAGAUGUGAAAGCAGAGUUGGAGAAGAGACAAGGAGGAAAGCAACUACUAAAUUUGGUGGUAAUAGGACAUGUUGAUGCAGGUAAAAGUACUUUAAUGGGUCAUCUACUCUACCUUUUGGGAAAUGUGAACAAAAGAACUAUGCACAAAUACGAACAGGAAUCUAAGAAGGCUGGCAAAGCUUCGUUUGCUUAUGCAUGGGUCCUGGAUGAAACUGGGGAAGAAAGAGAAAGGGGAGUAACAAUGGAUGUGGGCAUGACCAAAUUUGAGACAAAGACUAAAGUAAUUACAUUGAUGGAUGCUCCAGGCCACAAAGACUUCAUUCCAAAUAUGAUCACAGGAGCUGCCCAGGCUGAUGUAGCUAUUUUGGUUGUGGAUGCCAGCAGAGGAGAGUUUGAAGCUGGGUUUGAGACAGGUGGACAAACUCGAGAACAUGGAUUAUUAGUGCGUUCUCUUGGAGUGACACAGAUGGCUGUUGCAGUCAAUAAAAUGGACCAGGUCAAUUGGCAGCAAGAAAGAUUUCAGGAAAUUACCAGUAAGCUUGGCCAAUUUCUUAAACAAGCUGGCUUUAAGGAAUCUGAUGUGGCUUAUAUUCCAACGAGUGGUCUUGGUGGUGAAAAUCUAGUGACAAGAAGUCAGUCAAGUGACCUUACGAAAUGGUAUACAGGAAAGUGUUUGUUAGAGCAAAUUGAUUCUUUCAAGCCACCACAAAGAUCAGUAGAGAAACCAUUUAGGUUGUGUGUUGCUGACGUUUUUAAAGACCAAGGAUCAGGAUUUUGUGUGACUGGAAAAAUAGAAGCAGGCUAUAUUCAAGUUGGAGAACGACUUCUGGCAAUGCCUCCUAAUGAAACUUGCACUGCAAAAGGAAUCACACUGCAUGAUGAACCAGUUGAUUGGGCUGCAGCAGGAGAUCACGUUAGUCUCACUUUGACCGGCAUGGAUAUCAUCAAAAUCAAUGUUGGCUGUGUAUUUUGUGAUCCCAAGGAGCCCAUUAAAGUUUGCACUCGAUUCAGAGCUCGGAUUCUCAUUUUUAAUAUUGAGGUUCCAAUCACUAAAGGAUUCCCUGUGCUUUUACACUAUCAAACCGUAAGUGAACCUGCUACUAUUAGAAGAUUAUUGAGUGUCCUGCACAAAAGCACUGGUGAAGUGACAAAGAAAAAGCCUAAGUUCCUGACCAAAGGCCAGAAUGCUUUAAUAGAACUACAGACUCAAAGGCCUGUUGCUCUAGAGUUGUAUAAAGAUUUUAAAGAGCUUGGGAGGUUUAUGUUACGCUACAGUGGUUCAACUAUUGCUGCAGGAGUUGUCACAGAGAUUAAAGAAUGACAGUGGUGCCAGGACUUCCAUAAUCCAACCAAAAUGCAAUCAGAUAACCAAACAUCUGUUUAAGAAUCCAGUUACUUCAGCUGAAGGAACAAGUGCAAUUAAUUUGGGGAUAGAAGAUGGUGACAAAAGUUACUUUGUGUUAGACUUCUGGGGAGCCCUUCAUCAGUCUCUCCCAUUACAGAACAAGACGCCAACUGACAAGAAGUUGCUAAUGUUGCACUUAGUGAUCACAAGAGUCCAUGUAUUACUCCAUGUGGAAUUUACCCCUUAAAGAGCUUGAUGGAAAAAUGUUAGAAAGUUGAAUUAGAGAAAAAAAAGUGGUGAAUCAUCACAAAACAAACUUCUUACUUCCAGACAUAAAUUGUUUACAUAUUUUCUUUGAUUUGCUUUUUUUGCUGCACAUUAAUUCAGUAAAGUAACUUUAUUGGUCUAAUAUAUUUUGAGGUUUGAAUUGAAUGCAUAUUCAGGGAAAAAAAGAACUAUCUACUCUGGUUCCAAGAGACUGGCAUGUAGUGUUGUCCCAGGAUUGUUUUUCCUGUCCCAAAACUUAUUUAAAAAUAAUAAAAAAAAAAGAGUUUCUUUUGCUGUGUAGUGGAAGCUGUGCCAACAUUGGCUAAUUUUAUUUUUUAAAAUGUAAAAUUAAUAAAAUAACUUAGAGCAUAA
Molecule: messenger RNA, 2842 nt
Organism: Anas platyrhynchos (mallard)
Lineage: Eukaryota; Metazoa; Chordata; Aves; Anseriformes; Anatidae
Gene: HBS1L
Product: HBS1 like translational GTPase
Molecular function (GO): GTP binding; GTPase activity
Source: RefSeq, a predicted model, not a curated record